AACGCCGCCGCGGACGCGUUGUUGGCAGUUGUUCUGAGAGUGUGCUCAAGGGAGCACGUAGCAGACGGAAAGACCUCGGGCGUGUUUUGGUGUGUGUGUGCAUGUGUGUGUGAGUGACAGACUGGAAUAACUGAACAAUAGAUUGUUUGUGUGAAGGCCGCGUGCUACAAACGGCAAAAUGUUUGACGUGUUCGGCUCCGUGAAGGGGCUGCUGAAGCUGGACACAGUUUACAUCGACAACAAUAUAUUCAGGCUCCAUUACAAAGCCACCGUCAUCAUUUUGAUUGCGUUCUCGCUGCUAGUGACUUCAAGACAAUACAUCGGAGACCCUAUCGACUGCAUCGUGGACGAGAUCCCCCUUAACGUGAUGGAUACCUACUGCUGGAUUUACUCGACGUUCACCAUCCCCAACCGGGGCAAUGGCCGCAUCGGCAAGGAUGUGAUCCAGCCGGGGGUCGCCUCGCACACCGACCGGGACGAGAUCAAGUACCACAAGUACUACCAGUGGGUGUGCUUCGCCCUGUUCUUCCAGGCCAUCCUGUUCUACGUGCCCCGCUACCUGUGGAAGACGUGGGAGGGCGGCCGCAUCAAGAUGCUGGUCCUGGACCUCAACUGCCCUGUGGUGUCAGAGGACUGCAAGGAGGACCGCAAGAAGCUCUUGGUCGACUACUUCACCACCAAUCUACAUCAACAAAAUUUCUAUGCCUUCCGUUUCUUCAUCUGUGAGGCCCUCAACUUCGUGAAUGUGGUCGGACAGAUCUACUUCAUGGAUCUGUUCCUGGACGGAGAGUUCACCACCUACGGGUCUGAUGUAGUGAAAUUCACCGAGAUGGAGCCAGAAGAGCGAGGUGACCCCAUGUCCCGUGUGUUCCCCAAAGUUACCAAGUGCACCUUCCACAAAUAUGGUCCUUCCGGCUCAGUGCAGACCUUUGAUGGUCUUUGUGUGUUGCCGCUCAAUAUCGUGAAUGAGAAAAUUUAUGUGUUCCUGUGGUUCUGGUUUGUGCUACUUUCAAUCAGCACUGGUCUGAUGAUGGUGUACCGUGUUUGUGUUAUUGUCUUCAUGAAGAUGAGGAUGUAUCUGCUCCGCUCCCGUGCCCGUCUUGGACCAUUUGAGGAAAUCGAGACCAUCACAAAGAAGUGCCAGAUUGGUGACUGGUUCAUCCUAUACCAGCUGUCAAGGAAUAUCGACCCUCUCAUCUUCAAGGAAUUGAUAUCUGAUCUUGCCAAGAAAUUAGAAGGCAAAGAGCGGGUCUAAUGCAUUCAGAUUUUUUCUGACUUUUAUGGAACAAUUUAUUGCGACUCAUGAGUCACACCUUUAUUGCUCAGAGUUUUGGAGCCUAAAAUUCAUAUCCAACCUGUGUUCUUCAUUCCAUAUUUUUGUAAGCUGCAAGCCCUUUGGCUUGAUUCAGAUAUAGUUCAAAGAAUGUGUUCUGAGAUGGUUUAAGGAAACAUCAUUUGUCUACCUGAAGCAAUACAAUUGUUGUGUAUGAUGGGAGAAACCUUCCUGUGAUCAACAAGCUCAAAAGACUUCACAAUAUUCUGUUUCCUUUUAUUUGACUCUUUAUUUCAUAUGAAUUUUCCAAAUCAAGAGCUUCCUGCUCAUGUGAGGUAUUUUACAACCCAUGGGUAAUCGCUGAAUAGUAAAGUAGGUUUUUCUACUAUUGACAUUUUAUAAUAAUUUAUUUACAAACCUUUUGGAUUUUUCCUAUUUGUUUCAAAUGAGACUUGAUGUUUUAAUUAACUUGACCAAUUAAUUGUAUGUUGACUUCAAAGAGUGUGCUGCAUAGCAUUCCUUAUUCUCUAUAAAAUUUGACCUGUGUGUUUCAGAACUUUUACCCGUGAAAUGCAUGCCCUUUUUUUUGUCAUAUGUCAAUUACAAAGUAAUUUUAUAUGAAUCAACUUUCUGCUUGUUGACGCUCAAGAGAAAUUAGCAAUUAUUCCAUGAACCCAUUCCUUUUUACAAGGACAAAUUGUCUGCUGUUCUUUUUUUUUUUUACAUUUUUUUUUAUCAUUGUGUGUGUGGAGCAUUGUUUUGUUGGUGUGUAAAGUACCAUCCUAAGUCUGUACAAGAUCUUGAGUAGAUAUUGUUUAAAACAAUACAAGGGGAUUUUUUUGUUUUAUUUGUUUUUAAAUAAAAAUGAAAUUUGGAUGCUGUUGGCAGGGAGUUCAAUGCUUAGAGCAUUGGAUGUCCCAAAACCUCGGAAGACUAAACAUAGCCACUCCUUUUCUGCAUUUCAUCUGUAAAAUUAACAAAUGUAUUUAUAAAUGGACUUUGUGUCUCAUAAUCCUGUUGUGUUCAUGCUUAGUUGUAAUAUAGGUACAAUGUAAGGCAAUUGGCAGCUAAAUUCCACCAGACUGGAAGUGUACUUUAUUUUGUCUUGUUAAUUAGUUAUCAAGUUAUAAGACCCUGCCAUGAUUUUAUUUCAAAAGUUAAGAGUGACAUUUAAAUCCUCAUGGUGUUAGGCAUGCUGACUAGCUGGAUGUUUCUCCAUUUGUACAUAAUUAUUGUAAAUACCAUCAUCAAAGUGAAAAUUGAAUGUUCUGUAGGAGUGAACUUCAAUCUGUUUUUAUGAUUGCCGAAGAUCUCACACUGCCCCAAUGUAGACAUUAUUUAUAUUUUAUACAUUUACUUCCGAUGGUUUAUUUAUAUUUGAUGGUUCAGUCUUAAUUUUGAACCAAUGGAUUGAUGUCGUCAUUUGAGGUUUUGGGACUAUGCAGUUAAGAACAUGCUUGCUCUGUUCUUUAUGUUUUGAAGACAUCUCAUUUUGCCUUGAGAUAAUUCUUAAAUUUAUUGCUACAUGUAUCAAUAAGGCUCAAGAAUGAGCUGUCUCAUAGGCAUUAUGCUAAGUUGCAUUUCGUUAUGCCUGCCAUGUCACAGCUGUUAUUAUACCUAUCAAUUUGCCCAAUAAUGUUCGUGAUUAGUGGGAGGGUUGAUUAAGUUAGGGAUAAUUGGCUGACAACUUAUCAGAGCAAUCGCUGUUUCAGUCAUUGUAGGGUUGGAAAUAUUUUUCCCUUUGUUUUGAGAUUUAUCCACAAAUUUAAGGUGUUUUUGAAACAAUUUUGCUUUGUGAUAUUUGUCGACAUUAUCACUCAUUCUGCAGAAGACUCGUCAGUUUGUUCUCUUUGCUGUUAUGAUGUGAAAUGCAUUGUUUGUGUGAAUGUGUGUGUGUGCAUGAGUGCUAAUUUUAAAGAGGUGUACACCGUUAUCCAUAUUGUGAUCUUAGUAUAUUAUAUCUAGUUUAUUGUAUUUUUUUACUGCUGUGUAAAAAUUAUUUAGGAAUUAUGUUUGCUGGGUUGUCCCUUCAUUGGAUAUGGGACAAAUUGACUUCUUUCAAAGGGAGGAGCAAUUUCUAAAUCAAAUUUCAAGUCGUAUUUAUACAAUUUUUUUUUUAAAACAAAACUGCAUUUAAAAAUAAAUUUGCAGUUUUUAACUGUUGAGGACAUCUUUAUUGUACAGCCAACUGCAUAUAUUUGAAUCUGAUUUAAUGCUCAUAGCGUUUUCAUUUUUGUGGGAUAUUCUCUGACGUAAGUGGUGCAUAUGAGUACGAUCACCAAAUGUGCCUUCUUUAUUAUUGUACCUUUUGUAAUGUAGGUUUCAAAUUUUCUGUCAAGAUUCCAAUUGUUACAUACAAGUCUGAUAUUAAGUAUUAAUGUAGAGUUUGCACAAAGUUUUUGUACUUGUUCUAUUGGGACCAUAUUGUACUCUUUCGUUACGGCAAGGUACCGCCAUCUAAAGGCAGUUGGCAUACAGACUCCUCUACAAGUCGAACUGAGCCAGCAUCGUACAUUCCCAAGGCAAUGCAGUAUCAUUUAUAUCAACUUUCAUGCCCGUUGCCUUGUACAGUUGUAAAUUUCUCUCAGUAACAAAUAAAUUUUACAAGUGCUUAGAUUGAAAA
Thrips palmi is the source of this 3896-nucleotide messenger RNA. Its product is annotated as innexin inx2. Gene Ontology annotation, cellular component: plasma membrane; gap junction. Gene Ontology annotation, molecular function: gap junction channel activity. The coding region runs from base 179 to 1255 and encodes 358 amino acids. The record is from RefSeq and is a predicted model, not a curated record. NCBI's taxonomy places the organism in Eukaryota, Metazoa, Arthropoda, Insecta, Thysanoptera, Thripidae. Gene Ontology annotation, biological process: phototransduction. The transcript has a single exon.